GUGGCAAACAGCACAUUCGAGUGGAGCCCGAUGGCCGGUAGGGUGGGAAAAAAAAAAUAAUUAGCCCCUUUCCUCUCUUCUCCGCUCUCCUCUCGUGAUCCUAGGGUUGCUUCGCCGCGCGAUGGACAAUGGCGACGUCGCCGUGGCCCCGGCCUCCUCCUCCGCCGCAGCCAGCAAGAAGGCGAAGCGCUUCGAGAUCAAGAAGUGGAACGCCGUCUCCCUCUGGGCUUGGGACAUUGUGGUGGACAACUGCGCCAUCUGCCGCAAUCACAUCAUGGACCUCUGCAUCGAGUGCCAGGCGAACCAGGCCAGCGCCACCAGCGAGGAGUGCACCGUCGCUUGGGGAGUUUGCAACCAUGCCUUCCACUUCCACUGCAUCAGCCGUUGGCUCAAGACCCGUCAAGUGUGCCCUCUAGACAACAGUGAGUGGGAGUUCCAGAAGUAUGGUCACUAGACAGUCAUGGCUUGGGCGUGAAGUUGUGUCAUGUUUCUGGCAGUUUAGCAGCAGUUGUUACCGAUGAUUAAGGACAUACUAGGGAUGGUUAAUGUUUCUGAGGCUGGGAUUUUUGUUUAAACCCUCGAGGCACUGUUCAGCAACUCUUUCUCGCGUAAAGCUGCAGAGGAAUAUCACUAUUUGCAGAAAUUAAGUGGCAUUUGGUGGCUA
This is a messenger RNA of Phragmites australis (common reed), 664 nucleotides long. Its product is annotated as RING-box protein 1a. The transcript is spliced from 5 exons. Gene Ontology annotation, biological process: protein ubiquitination; ubiquitin-dependent protein catabolic process. The record is from RefSeq and is a predicted model, not a curated record. Bases 122 to 454 code for a protein of 110 amino acids. NCBI's taxonomy places the organism in Eukaryota, Viridiplantae, Streptophyta, Magnoliopsida, Poales, Poaceae. Gene Ontology annotation, molecular function: cullin family protein binding; ubiquitin protein ligase activity; zinc ion binding. Gene Ontology annotation, cellular component: nucleus; cullin-RING ubiquitin ligase complex.